Prunus dulcis (almond) is the source of this 1044-nucleotide messenger RNA. RefSeq names its product protein RISC-INTERACTING CLEARING 3'-5' EXORIBONUCLEASE 1-like. The record is from RefSeq and is a predicted model, not a curated record. Gene Ontology annotation, molecular function: 3'-5' exonuclease activity; nucleic acid binding. Gene Ontology annotation, biological process: nucleobase-containing compound metabolic process. The transcript has a single exon. NCBI's taxonomy places the organism in Eukaryota, Viridiplantae, Streptophyta, Magnoliopsida, Rosales, Rosaceae. Gene Ontology annotation, cellular component: nucleus; cytoplasm. The coding region runs from base 74 to 709 and encodes 211 amino acids.
UUGGGCAAAUAAGCCUUUCCCCAGAUUUUGAAAUUCUGUUAUCUCCACUCUGCAACUUUCUUCAAACAACAAGAUGGAAAUAUCUUCCAAACCUGGAGACCCACUGCGAGGCUUCCACAACGUAAUGUGCGAUGGCACGAAAGUGGUCACCGAGAUCGUCUCCGAUCACGGCUCGAUCCACCUCUGCCUCUACCUCAUAACCCAAAACAUCCGCGACUUCAAAGACAUGGUUGUUGGGUUCGAUACAGAAUGGACUUUCGUCGACGCAGGCACUGGAAAAAUCGAAGCUCGCGUCGUCCUCAUCAAGCUCUUCUCCUGCAUUGGCUGCGUCCUCAUUAGAUUGGAUCACAAGUCGGGCCCGGUUUGCCCGUCUCUCAAGAAAUUUCUCAUCAUGAAGGAUGUGAUAUUUGUCGGGAUCCAGAUCAAGGAGGAUCUGGUGAAGUUGAGGGAGAAUUUUGGGAUUGAUAUUAGGAAUGUGGUGGAGCUGACUGAGCUGGCUGCCAAUGUGCUUCGAAAGCCGCGGCUUUUCGCGUGUGGCCCUAGGGAUCUGGCAAGGGAGGUUUUGAAGGUUGGGGUUGAGCAGAGGCCGCAGGAUGUGAUAUGGACGAGCUGGGCUGAGGAGUCGCUUACGCCGGAGCAGAUUGAGUGCGCCACCAUUGAUGCUUAUCUUACUUACAAAACUGGGAAGAAGUUGUUGAGCAAAGAUUGACAAAUUGGUAGAAUCUAUUUUCAGGUGCCAUCUCUGUUUUUCUGUUGAGCCACUUAAGGCAAAUUGUUGUAGAGUACUUGUUUUUCUUUUCUUUUGUACCCAAUAAAACACUUUCAUUUUGUUGAAAAUUUGCUCAUCGUUUAUGGGAUUUCUUGUAUUGUUUUGCCCCUGUGAAAUGUCAACACAAGGUGGAUCAUGUUUCAAGCGUAGGGAGUUGGGCAUGGUUUGAUUGAAGAAUUGUAUGACAGGCAACAAGCAGAUUGGAAAAUCUCAUUGUUUGCAAUUUCAUGUGUCCAGUCCUGAUGUUGCUAGCAGCAAAAGCUUGUAUAAUUCCU